UGUAAGGAAAUAAAGAAACAAAAACAAAAGUGAAAAUCAAAUUUUAUCGCGAAUUUUCACAACAAAAAUAUUUACUUAAAAAAUGAAUCUGCUGCUACAGAGAUCAACAAGAACCUUACUCUAUUCUUUGGUUCAACAAAAUGUGCAAUUAGCAGCUUUUGUGCGUACUAAAAAGACAAGUGCACCGUCACCCGCCAGUAGUGCAGGAGUUGCGCAGCAACAUAUCACGAAUCCUUUGUCCAAAAUAACACUUGUGCAACCCAAUCAAAGUAUGACAGUGACAACGUUUAAGGAGGCACAAAAAUUAGCCAAACGUCGUGAGUUGCAUUUGGUUAAACAACAGGAUUUCGAUACAAAGACGCAACGUGCUGUUUACAAGUUGGUUACCGCUGCCGAAAUGCUUUCUGAGGAUGUGGAUGAGAGCGCAGUAGAUAAAAAGAACAGCACCGAAAAAAAAUCUGAAAAAUCUCUGACACUUGGUUCGCGCAUAACCGAACAUGAUUUGGCGUCACGUUUGAAACACAUAUCCAAAUGGUUGUCGAAAAAUCACGAAGUCUGCGUACUCAUACAAGGCAGCCCCGAUGAUAUUGGUAAAUGCGAGCGUAUAUUGAAAACUAUUGAACAAAGCGUUAAGGAACCGGAAAAUAUUGGACGAAUUGUACAGAAACGCAUCAAGGGUUCACAUAUUAAAUUUAAUAUUUUACCAGUACCUAAGCCAACAGGCGAAACAGUGACGCAAUCAUGACAAGUAAUGCCCGUGCUUCGGAGCCAAAUAUUAACCGGUGCACGGUGCUAUUCCACGCAGCUACUUACGCAGCGUGCUGCGCAAAUAUCGCAAGACUUUACUAACACUAAAAGUCUUAGCUCAUCAUUUAGUGAUGAAAACAAAAAGCCAGUUAUUGUGUUCGGUAUUUUCACGGUUAUGCUAUUAGUUUCGAAAUAUUUCUAUUGGUUCAAGUUGAAGAAAAGCAGUAAAGCGCAAAGAUAAAAUAUUUAGUCGAACUUCAUAUUGUUAUUUAAAAUGCUCGCCUCAUUUUAAUUUGAAAAGAAUGCAUAAUAUUAUUUUUAACCUAACCUCAAAAUUGUAAAUUGCUUUAAGUUCAAGGAAAGUAAAUAUAAAAUAAGCAUAUGCAUAUGUUA
Bactrocera tryoni is the source of this 1140-nucleotide messenger RNA. RefSeq lists its product as uncharacterized. Bases 83 to 745 code for a protein of 220 amino acids. Lineage: Eukaryota; Metazoa; Arthropoda; Insecta; Diptera; Tephritidae. The transcript has 3 exons. Gene Ontology annotation, cellular component: mitochondrion. The record is from RefSeq and is a predicted model, not a curated record. Gene Ontology annotation, molecular function: translation initiation factor activity; ribosome binding. Gene Ontology annotation, biological process: mitochondrial translational initiation; ribosome disassembly.